Arachis ipaensis is the source of this 1234-nucleotide messenger RNA. RefSeq lists its product as uncharacterized. Lineage: Eukaryota; Viridiplantae; Streptophyta; Magnoliopsida; Fabales; Fabaceae. The record is from RefSeq and is a predicted model, not a curated record.
AGUACAAGGUUUGAAGGGCAGUUCGAGAGUACAACUCGGGUCUGUGAUCUCUAUGCCUCUUCCAAACCAGCUCUGAGGCAUCUGAAGAUGCUGCAGGUCUCAAGUGAAAACUUGCUAGCUACCUUCCAUGAUGAUGCGACCAUGCGAUCUCCUCCCAAGACCUAAUCAAACUCGAUGCCGCAGAGACGAUCUUUGUUUUGUCGUGCUGGAAGGGGGGGUCGGGGACGCAUUCUGGCGCCGAACCUGGAAAACCCAGUUUACCACAUAGCUAAGGCAAGUAACAUAACAGAAACCCUAUGAUUAACCCUUUGAACAAUUGAAUUUUACUGUAGGUGUCCCAUUCUUUAUUAUAAAGCUACACUGUGUUGUUUUUAUAAUUAACAAUUCAGCUAUUUUCAACACAGAACUUCCCCAUGUGGUUUUGACUAGGGACGAGUGCCACCUUAGGACUUAUAUUUUUGCCAAAAAUGAUGAAAUGAGGUAACAAUCUAUAAAAUUAGAACACAUGCAAUAAUUGUUUUGGGUUUGAUCACAUAUCUACGGGAUUCUAAUAAAUCCCUAUGCAUGUUUGUUGUGUUUGUAAAGAAACUGAGAACUUAUUUAAGCAUUAUGAGCUCACUCUGCCUCGUGGAAAGUUCUUAUCCCUCAGGCCCGAUUUCAUGCUCCACUUUGAUGUCGUGAACACUGUUGCGAUGCUUUCCUCACUUCAAGCCAAAGCGAACCCUGUGCUGCGAUGCUGGUUCUUUCUGUCAACCUUUGCCACUGAGAUCUUGUUCCAAACUCCAAUGGAACAUAUAAUAGAGAGUUAUGUGAGACGCUGGAUGACACCAACUCAAGAACUUGAGCAUGUAUUUGUACCCAUUUGCAAACCACCUGAUACUUGGUACAUGCUCUUAUUGGAUGUAAAAAGAGCUUCUGUUUAUGCUCUUGAUGUUUGCACAACCAUAGAGUCCGAACCUAGGCGCGAGCGCAACAUACGCCUUAUAGUACGUAACUCAUAAGGCAUUUUGUUGACGAAAAAUUUAAUAACCAUGCAACUAUUUUUUUUUGUAAGUAAAAUGCUUUCUAUGGUGAUGGGAACUGCAGAUGGCUAGCCUCGGGAACAUUUUCAAACUUGAGCCGAAUAUGAUUAAUUUUCAACAUGUCUCACCAGAUCCAAACACCUGGAGACGUAUUAAUACCCCAUGAGCAUUCCCAGCAAGCUAUGCGUGUAAUUCAUUCUAUGUUGUCUCCC